Fusarium odoratissimum NRRL 54006 is the source of this 3597-nucleotide messenger RNA. RefSeq lists its product as uncharacterized. The transcript has 2 exons. Gene Ontology annotation, cellular component: Golgi to plasma membrane transport vesicle; cell tip. Gene Ontology annotation, molecular function: guanyl-nucleotide exchange factor activity. Bases 856 to 2880 code for a protein of 674 amino acids. Gene Ontology annotation, biological process: exocytosis. The record is from RefSeq and is a predicted model, not a curated record. NCBI's taxonomy places the organism in Eukaryota, Fungi, Ascomycota, Sordariomycetes, Hypocreales, Nectriaceae.
CAUGAUGCACAUGGUCGUUCCUAACCAAUCUGAAUUGAACCCCUUCUUGCCUUUCAAGUCCCUGGAUAUUUCUGAAUCAAAAUAUCUUGGUCUGUUCUAUUUUUUGCUUCGUCUGCAUCAUUACAUCGUCAAACGACUUUCCUAAACGACUCCACCUCCCAAUUACGAUCCGCGACCGAUACGAUACGACACGACUUCUGGGACUUUGUCGGAUUAGGACCCAUCUCCAUCUCACAAGCUUGCGGAGAACCAGGGACCGCGGCCGCCCGUGCUACACUGCUACCGUACGGUUCAGGUUCAGUACGGACGGUACCUUACCAUACAAUACCCACGUAUUCGUACAUACCAGGAUCUCUCAUUUUCCCUCUCGUCUUUCUCUUUUCUCAUUUUACGCUCUUCGUGCCUGCUGCCAGAGCCUGGCAACAGUAAUCGAAUUAAACAAGCCACAGCAUUUCUCGACCCUAUCAACCCAUCGGCUUCUCAGAGCCCGUGGAACGUGGCUCAUCUUGUCUCAGGCCCCGAGGUCUCACAGUCACCCGCUCGGAUCUCUCACUUGUCUCGCCGCCCUCCAGCUCCAGCUCCAGCUCCCGUCCGUCGUCCCCCGUUUGGCACUCACGGCCGUUUCCCUGACUGGAUUGGACUGGCUUGUCGUCACUCGUCGGCUCCGGAGGGUCCGCCCAUCUCUCUCCAUUCCCUCUCCAAACUCUCUGAGGGAUUGACUUUUCCACGUCUGGUCGGUCUCGCAACGGACUUGUCGUCUCAUCUUGACCUGUCACGCCAGGUCAGGUCACGUCUUUCUCUGCCCGGGCCGAGAGCACAGGACGUAUUCAACUGACACACAUACGCCCGAUCACAAUGGACUCAUUUAUUCCAAUGUCCGCCGCCGCCGCCGCCGGUUGGGGUCAACCACUCGCGACAAAAUCGCCAGCGUCUCGGCGGUCAUUAGGUCAUUUUCGAUCUCUCUCCUCCAUCGCAGCGACCCCUAGCUAUCACCCUCGAACACCUUCGCUCACUCCGGACCACACCCCGAUUAAAUCUUCCUCCUCGACACAUCUACCGAUUGUCUCACCGAACCCGCCUACAGAUUUUGGAGAUGAGAUGAGCACAAUACCUGAUCCUCGAAGUCGUGCUAUGAGCCCGGCCGAUGACAGCGGUGUCGCGACUCCCAGUCAUCACCCCGAUCUGAAUGACGAAGUCGCCACCCUCAGUAAUAAGCUCAUCAACGCUAUUAAUCACCAAACCGUCCUGGACGACUCAUUAUCCGCCGCUCGCCACGAACUUGAUGCUGCACGGGAACGAAUCCGCAUGCUUGAGACUCAAAAUGCCUCACAACGCGAAAUGUUGGCUGGUGACGUGUGGGUUCGCAAGCACACCGUUGAGGACGAAAAGAAGGUGUGGCAGGCCAAGGUCGCCGCGGAACGUCAAAAGCGACUUGACACAGAAUUGGAAAAGAAGAAGAUCGAGCAGGAGCUCGAGAAUCUUACAGCUGCAUUGUUUGAAGAAGCAAACAAGAUGGUGAUUGCUGCCAAGGAAGAGGCAAAGGCUGACCAUGAGGCUCUUCAACGCAAGAAUGACCAACUCAAGUCUCAGCUUGCCGAUACUGAGAGCAUUCUAAAAUCUCAACAGGAGCAACUCGUCGAGCUCAAGCACGUUAUGGAGCAUAUGGCUUCGGAACGAGGAGAUCAUAAUAACCCCACUGCUCCCUCUUCUCCCGGCUUGACGAAACCUGAUACUCGUGACGAUCUUCGGUCUUCAACCGAGGAGCCUGCUGCUUCACUCUGGAGCGCUUCCGUCGAGCCUGCUCACCCGACCAGCUUCUCGCAUCUUCUCCAACCCGUUCUGCGAACCGAUUUGUCGUCAUAUGACGAUUUUCUUAUACUCGCACGGACUUCUCGAAAUCGCCCUGGCAGCCGCGUUUCUUCAGGUUCAGUCGGUGCUCUGAAUGCUCUGACUGGCUUUGGACUUGGUGGUUCAAUAUCGAGCGCCCAUCCCUCCAACGCCUCAACUACCUCGCUUGGCACACCUAUUGCUGGGGCCGGAAGUGCACCUCAGUCUCCCAACACACCGGCCUCUACCGUCAGCGCUGCUUCAAAUGCAUCAGCUACCCCUCUGCCAAGCUUGAAGGAAACAAAGUUUUACAAGCGAGUUCUGGCUGAAGAUAUCGAGCCUACACUUCGUCUAGAUAUGGCUCCAGGCUUGUCAUGGCUGGCUCGUCGAUCCGUUAUCGCCGCCAUCGCUGACGGAUCUCUGGUGGUUGAGCCCGUACCAACCACUGGCAGUCUUGUGGCGCUGACAAAGCCGCAAUUUUACCCAUGUGCACUCUGCGGUGAUUCACGCAAGGACCCUCAGUAUUUACGAAACCAUCGAUUCAGAACCAGUGAGACUGAUUCCGCUCAACGGCACCCGUUGUGCAAGUACUGCCUGACUCGCGUACGGUCAACUUGUGACUUCUUGGGCUUCUUGCGUAUGGUUAAGGAUGGUCAUUGGCGAGCGGACAAUGAGGAUCAUGAGAAGGCUGCCUGGGAGGAGAGUGUACGACUCAGGGAGCAGAUGUUCUGGUCUCGCAUUGGUGGUGGUGUUAUUCCAUGCAUCCCGGCGCCCCUCUCUGUCGACAUGGAAAAGAGCCCGCGUAACAGCCAUGACGGCAGUGUAAGGUCUGACCAUCUCGAAGUUCCUGGCUUUCAAACACCACCGAUGACGAUAGAACGGACACGAAGCGAUACAACCAAGAGUGGCCCGAUCGAGGAGCCACACACACCUCCUAUGCAAACUGAUGGAGCCAGAAGUGUGCGCAGCUCCGUCCAGAGUCUCGAUGUGAAGAGCAACUCUGGCUCGGAGGAAACAAAGCGACUAUCUAUCACGAUUCCGACUACGGAUUAAGAAUCUCACAUCCUUCAAAGUCCCUUGGAGUCGGUGAUAUCGACGCCACUGUGGACUUUGUGUAUGACUAUGUAUACUAUUUUGGGCUACAGGAUCGCAUGCAUUGUUUUGGAUUGCACCUUUUCGGUGCUACUACUCUAUGGGCUGGUGGGAUUAACUAUUAUGAGCUCAGGGGAUGGUAGGCCCCUAAUAUUUCCUUUUUGAACGAAUAUGGCACGGAAAUUGGAUGGAUGGAAGGAUUGGAAGCAAGCAAUCAUUUGGUCGUUUAUGGACUGCGUGCUUUCUUCUCAGAUGGGAAUUUCAUUGCUGGCGUUUGAUGGAAAUAUGCGCAUCAUUCAUUCGGGGCGGCGCAACGACAUGGGAAAUGGGCCUUUCUUUUUGGAAUGAUGUACUUGUCCUCUGCUUUUUCUUGUUAUCCAGAGCGUUCAUGAUUGGGUUGCUGAUAUUGCGCAACAAGAGCGCACAAUACGCAGGCAUGCCUUGGCAUUCUUACACAAUAGAUUACUCAAGGCCGUCAAGCAUGCCCUCUGACGAUGCCCUUUAGUUGUAGUAGUAAUAGAUAUGAUACCAACUACAACAGACUUGUCCUUUGUAACACUCUGGUAUCCAACUUGAACUCUCUGGCUAAUGGACUCUCAAUAGCUUCGAGGCUUGCACUAAUGAAGUUGUAUCAGGAACACUACGAUUAUGCAUUCUUCACUACAAAUUAGACAAGAC